This is a messenger RNA of Lachancea dasiensis, 1965 nucleotides long. The record is from the annotation of a GenBank genome assembly. Lineage: Eukaryota; Fungi; Ascomycota; Saccharomycetes; Saccharomycetales; Saccharomycetaceae.
AUGAUUCAAUAUCCAGGUGUUCAAAAGCCUGGAGGGUCUGGCACAACUCGGAAGAUACGAGAACAACUAAACUUUACAGAUGAACGACGGUGGAAACAAUUUUCUAGUCGCAGACUGGAGCUCAUUGAGCGCUUCCGGCUGAGUGAGCGGAAAGCCAGUGAACAAGAUCAAAAUGUAUCACAGAUCGCCACGAUCUUAAGAACGGAAUUUGGAUAUCCUUUGAGCUCUUAUAGCGAGUUCGAGAAGCUUGUUACAGCUGCAGUCCAGUCAGUUCGACGGAAUAGGAAGCGAUCCUCCAAAAACAAGCCUGUUCUGGAGUCGACUACAAAUUCACCAGCCAGCUCGCCUAACGUCUCUAAUGGUCCACAAAGCACAGAGGCAAUUCCGGAACAGUACCACGUCAAGAGCUUAUCUAGUUCGAACUCUCCAUUACCCCAAGAGAAUUUCUCUCAACCGCAGCAGCAGCGACAACUACAAACACGACCGCAAUCACAAUUACUGCGGCACUCAACACAGAGUUUAUUUACACAUUCAUUACCAGGUAGUCACGAUAAUGGCCUGGUGAAUGGCCCACACCAACCACCUGUACUUCCUGCGAUACAUCCGAAGCCCCAGUGCAUCCCUUCAAUUCCGUCAAGAACCACGUCCCUGCCUCCAGUAAUGGCAUCGCAAUCUCAUCAUUAUGACGAACUGACUAAAACGAUAAUAGCUGAUUUGGUUCAUAAUCGGGUGUCUCUGCAUGAGCAGUCGCGACAUGAUGACUUUAGUCCAAAUUUAACAGAUUUCGCCCUAUCGAGCAACGACGGAAAUCUACUAAACCUUGCAUUUCAAUCCCCUGCAACGGGCAGACUCUCUAAUACGGUUGCUUGCCCAAAAUCAAAGUCUCCCAUUGAAAGCGAUAAAAUCCCUUUUUUCCUAAGAAAGAAGAUACUACUGCAUGUUCAGCGAUCUAGAACAUGCUUAGAGUUGAGCUCUGCCCAGGGGUCUCUCGAAAUUUAUUCGAAUUUAGCCAUUCUGGGUCAAUCAGCGAUCAGGGCUUCUAUUGGGUUCGUCAUGGAGCGAUUUUUCUCCAAUCUGUCUAGCUCCUCGGUGGACUAUAUCACAUCAAAGAUGAGCUCAACGUCGGAGUUGGCAGCUGUGGCUGUCAAAAUUUUCAAACCAGCUACAGAACGCCACUUUGAGCAAAUGCCCCAUGAAGCACAACUUAAACUACUCGGUCUGAUAAUGGGCGCCAUAAUAAAGGACUUUGGAUUUGAUCCUUGCAUCUACCCAUUGAGUGAAAUCAUGCACGAUGUCAUUUUAAAACAAUAUCCACUAGCGAGUCAACCAAACAGAGACGGUGAAAGGGCGGCCAUCAUGUCGACGCUGUCAAUGAUACCAGCAUCGGCUAACAAGGAUAUAUAUCGAAAGGUGCUCCUAAAGUUCAAGGAUAAAGAGCAGAGUUUUACAUUUCAUCUGUUGAGUAAUGGUCCACCAUCUAUUGCUGAAAUAUUAGAUAAUUGUCGACAACUGUUUCAAAUAGUGUCCCAGACUAAGAGCCUGCAUUUAUUUCACAACGGAAGUGUUGUGAAAGAUGACGCGGAGUUGGCAAAGAUCUUUAAUAAGUUCACUUCUGAAGAAAUCUUGAUCGAAAUCUGUGAGGUCAAAGCUGACCCAUUCGAUGGACUUGCAAUACUGAGCAGUGUAUCAGCUUCGGCCAGGCCAACCAAAGAUUAUCAGGAUUUGCAAAAGUUGCCCAAAAUCGGAGAAAAAUCUCCAAGUGCUUCUGCUGCUGGUGCUGUAAACCAUUCGCACAACUUCAGUGCUCUGAAUAGCGAACGCAGUGCAUCGUCGACGACAUAUCCUGCACCUAGCGCACAUUUAGCUAAAAAUACGUUGGAGAAACCCAAGGGAGGGGAAACAACUCUGGCUACAGCAGAAGAUAGCCAGCAAGGGUCCCCUCUUGUUUUCCAGCCCUUACUAUAA